This is a messenger RNA of Branchiostoma floridae (Florida lancelet), 1031 nucleotides long. RefSeq names its product protein N-lysine methyltransferase METTL21A-like. Gene Ontology annotation, molecular function: protein-lysine N-methyltransferase activity. NCBI's taxonomy places the organism in Eukaryota, Metazoa, Chordata, Leptocardii, Amphioxiformes, Branchiostomatidae. Gene Ontology annotation, cellular component: cytosol; cytoplasm. Bases 118 to 837 code for a protein of 239 amino acids. The record is from RefSeq and is a predicted model, not a curated record. The transcript has 5 exons. Gene Ontology annotation, biological process: peptidyl-lysine methylation.
GGGACUUCCGAGGGCAGACUGGACUGGACAGAACGGCAGCUGGCCUGGAUCAACAAGGGUGGAACAUAGAAAACCGAUAGUUUCUGUGAAGAUACCGUUCAAAAAAGCUAGGCUGAAAUGAACCUUGGCACGACGGAGACCAGUUACUCUGGAGAUGACAGUACAUCAAAUGGAGGUUACCCGCCGUCCCCUUGGACCAAGGAGCAAAUCUAUGACUUGAUGGCGAAGAGGUCUCGUGUCUUGAGGUACAGCUACGCAGGUAGGGAGAUACACAUCAAGGAGGCAAACAUUGGCAUACAGGAAGAAGUUGGGACCAAGGUCUGGCACGCUGGCGAGGCCUUCUGUGAGUUCAUCCAGCGUCGGGGACGUCAGUUGGAAGACAAGACGGUGAUUGAAGUGGGUGCCGGGACAGGGCUGGUUGGGAUCGUGGCUAGCCUCAUGGGUGCUGACGUUACUCUUACAGACCUGAAAGGGAUAUUGCCUAAUAUGGAAGAGAACGUGCAGAUCAACACAAAGGGAUGCAAACAUCGCCCGAAGGUUCGCGAACUUGCAUGGGGGAGAGAUCUUCAUCAAUACACGAAAGGCCACUACGACUACGUCAUCGGUACGGACGUAGUCUAUGAGGAGCACAUGUUCCGCAGCCUCGUUGUGACCCUGAAGCACCUGUGUGAUGUGAAGACCCGGGUACUCCUGUGUCAUCACGUCAGGUGGCCGGACAAAGACCUCAAGUUUAUGGAGCUUUUCUCCGCUGACUUUACUAUAGUGAACCAGCUCAGGCUACCGAAACAAGACUUAACUGUGUACUUGUUCGAGGCGAAGCUCAAGGAAUCGCACUAGGACGAAGCCGGAGAAACACUGACGCCGUCCGAUCAGUUUCCAAUGAAGUGUCUCUAUAAUGCUUUGAUUCUUAAAGAGUUUACAAUAGACUGAUUCUAUUCCGCUGAUGGUUUUCCCUUAUAUUAGCUUAAUGAUGUUACCCGCUUCGAUGUGAUAUUUCCUUCUACUUCCAAUAAAAACAAUGUCAUGGCUUA